Molecule: messenger RNA, 1647 nt
Organism: Diabrotica virgifera virgifera (western corn rootworm)
Lineage: Eukaryota; Metazoa; Arthropoda; Insecta; Coleoptera; Chrysomelidae
Product: zinc finger protein 675
Exons: 5
Coding region: 44-1471 (475 amino acids)
Cellular component (GO): nucleus
Molecular function (GO): zinc ion binding
Source: RefSeq, a predicted model, not a curated record
UCUAACCACAAAAAUGAAAAAUAUUGAAAAUAACUCAAAAUAAAUGAUGGAAACCCAAAUAAAAGUUUCUGUAAUUGUGAACAGUUUUUCAUCAAUCUGCAGACUUUGUCUUCGAUCUGAAGACUUGUUACCAUUAUCCACUGUAGACGCCAUUCAGAUUUUUAAAGAAAUUACAAAAAUUGAGGUAAAUGAUGAUGAUAUACUACCAAAAAAUAUUUGCAAGACUUGCAUCAGUCGUCUGCAAGAAAUUAAACAAUUUGUAGACCUAUGUAAAGCUAAUAACACAUUGUUUCUCACUGCUGUAAAAAGCUAUGGUGUUAAAAAUGUAUCUGGCCAAGUAGGCACAAUAAUAAUAACAGAUAAUGUGGAAGUGGAACAGAUUUGGAUAAAAGAAGAACCUGAAUUAAAGAAAGAGGAAGAAGAAGCAGAGUUCUUUCAGUGUUGCAUUUGUAAUAAUACUUUUAAAGAAAAACAAUUACUUAUUGCUCAUAAAAUUAAAGAACAUAGAAUUGUAGUAGAACAUAGCUAUACUAAAGAAAUUAACAAAAAGAUACAUAUGACAAAGAAUAAUUUAAAAACAAAUAAUAAAAUUGUGAAAACAAGUGACACAGUAAGUUCAACAAAACAAAAAAAAAGUUUGGUGUCCCGUAAGAAAUUGCUGAAAAGUAGAAAAGAAUCAGUAGGGCCAUUCAAAUGUACAAUAUGUGAUCGUUCGUUGUCUUCAUACAAAGUGCUGCAUGAACAUAAGAAAAUCCAUAGUGGAGUUAGACCAUACAAGUGCCCCCAUUGUCCAAAAGAUUUCUUAUGUUCAACUAGCCUUAAGAUUCAUAUAAGGGUGCAUACAGGAGAAACACCAUACAUUUGUAAAAUUUGCAAUAAGGGCUUUCGCCGUGCUGGCUAUCUAACUGUACACAAAAGAAAUGCACAUUUUGUCAUUGAAGACAACACAGCCCAGUGUCCAAUUUGUAACAAAUUGCUUAGUAAAGUUGGGUUGAAUGGACAUCUAAGAACCCAUAAUGAGAAGAAGAUACCCAAAUGCUCUUUAUGCAACAAGGUUUUCAAGAGAAAUGAAAUCUUGCAUAGACAUAUGAUAACGCAUACAGGUGAGCGUCCCUUUUCUUGCAGCAAAUGUGGCAAAACUUUUGGCCGAGAAAGUGAUGUUAAAAGACACGAAAGAGAUAUUCACAGUGAUAAACAAGAUCAGUUGCCAAAGGAAUCAUUUUUGUGUCCCUUCUGUGGAAAGCUAUUUGCAGGAAAUAACAGUCUUAAGAUUCAUCUUAGAUACCAUACUGGGGAAAAUCCCUAUAAGUGCCAACAUUGCAAUAAAGGGUUUAAAUCCAGCGGAGUUCUAAUGAACCAUGUGAGAAAGGCUCAUAUUAGAGAAAGACGUUAUACAUGUUCAAUAUGUCCAAAGCGAUUUUUACAUCCUCAGGGCUUAAAUAGACAUACCAAAAGAGCACAUCUAAUCUGAAUAUGAAGCAUGAAAUUUUUGGAGUUAAAAAUGUUGAAGCAAUUUUACAUAAUUGAAUUAUUAUUCAUUAAUUUGUAAACAUUUUUUAUUUUUUUAGGAUUUUCUGAAAACGAUUCUCAAAUUGUCAUUACAAUCUAUUGUGGUUUAAUCCCGUAUAAAAUAUUUCAAAUGAUCAA